Fusarium tjaetaba is the source of this 1521-nucleotide messenger RNA. RefSeq names its product general substrate transporter. Gene Ontology annotation, cellular component: membrane. NCBI's taxonomy places the organism in Eukaryota, Fungi, Ascomycota, Sordariomycetes, Hypocreales, Nectriaceae. The transcript has 5 exons. Gene Ontology annotation, biological process: transmembrane transport; carbohydrate transport. The record is from RefSeq and is a predicted model, not a curated record. The coding region runs from base 1 to 1521 and encodes 506 amino acids. Gene Ontology annotation, molecular function: carbohydrate:proton symporter activity.
AUGGCAACAUCCCGAAAGGCACAAACUGGCGCGGCCGAUCCGCUGAUCCAACAAAUCGCAGACAAGGAUCGCGUACCUUGGUACAACAAACCAAACCUGCGCUAUCUUUACUUGAUGCUUUUCCCAACAUACUUUGCCGAUCGUCCCAAUGGCGAGUUCACUGGUGAGCUAAAAGGUAUCAUUGCCGCUGCCUACUCGCUUGGCGCGAUGCUCUCGCUCCCCUUCAUUGGCGUUAUAAACGACAAACUUGGUCGAAGAUGGUCAAUCUUUGGGGGGUCUGCCAUCAUGGUCAUUGGCUCCAUUAUGCAGGGGUUUUCGGUAAAUGCUGGCAUGUAUAUUGCCGCUCGAAUCUUACUUGGUUUUGGCAUCCCGGCGUGUAUCGUGUCCGGAUCUUCCCUCAUCGGUGAGCUUAGCUACCCCAAAGAGCGUGCAUACCUCACCUGCUUCUUCAAUGUCGCCUUUUACUUUGGUCAAAUCACAGCUGCCGCCAUCUGCUUCGGAACGAAUAGCAUUACUGGAAAUAUGGCGUGGAAGAUUCCGUCUUGGCUGCAGAUGGCACCUUCGUUGGUCCAGAUGGCAUUGAUCUUCUUCAUUCCAGAAAGCCCCCGUUGGCUCAUUAGCAAAGACCGUAGCGAAGAGGCGUAUGGCAUCCUGGCCAAAUAUCACGCAGAGGGUAACCGCGACUCCAACUUUGUCAAGGCAGAGUUUGCUCACAUGCAGACAAUCAUCCAGCUUGAGAUGGAGCACUCAAGCAAGUCACACAUGGACCUCAUCAGAACGGCCGGGAUGCGGCGCCGCACCUUGAUCACUGCAGGCCUCGGGUUAUUUACGCAAUGGUCGGGCAACACGCUCAUCUCGUACUAUCUUAACGAUAUUCUUGAAAUGAUUGGGCGCAACUCGUCCAUUUUCAAACAGCAGAUCAAUGUAGCGCUUUCGUGCUGGAGCCUUGUGUGCGGUGUCGUCAUCGUCUUGACAUGCGUUCGGUUGAAACGCGUGACAGCAGCAUAUAUGUGUACCAUUAGCAUGCUGGUCAUCUACGUCGCUUGGACUGUGGCUAUGGAGAGGGCGACUGCCGCUAUAAACGCUGGAAGACGAAACAAUGGUGCGGCUGUGGCAGUUCUAUUCUUGAUAUUUGCAUACAAGCCUGCGUACCAGAUCUUUUAUAACGCUUUGACGUACACUUAUCUGGUAGAGAUCUGGCCCUACGCUGAACGAUCACGAGGUAUUGCCCUGCAGCAAUUUUUCAGCCGCGGUGCUAGCUUCGCAACGACAUUUAUUAACCCAAUUGGGCUUGAAAAUAUUGGUUGGAAAUAUUUUAUUUCUUACUGUGUCAUUCUAGCCCUCGAGAUUGCAUUCGUCUACUUUUUCUUUGCCGAAACGUCAGGAAGAACGCUAGAGGAAUUGGCAUUCCUCUUUGAAGACAAGGAGUUGGCCGAGGCGGCAAAUGAUGCAGCCAUGAAGGCAUCGGAUCACGCGCGAGUUGAAGAGGUUGAAAUGACUCGGGACGGAAAGGCUGCGUGA